Pezoporus flaviventris is the source of this 682-nucleotide messenger RNA. It is a transcript of the gene ANKRD39, whose product is annotated as ankyrin repeat domain 39. The coding region runs from base 74 to 619 and encodes 181 amino acids. The transcript is spliced from 4 exons. The record is from RefSeq and is a predicted model, not a curated record. Lineage: Eukaryota; Metazoa; Chordata; Aves; Psittaciformes; Psittacidae. Gene Ontology annotation, molecular function: protein binding.
CAGCCCUUCCCUCGGCUCCCUUCGGCUCUUUCCGCCUUCCCCCGGCUCCCUUCGGUCUCCCCCGGCCCUGGCGAUGGCUGCGGGCCGCCGCUCGCCGCCGGGUCCCUGCUGCCCGUCGCGGGUGGCGGUGCCGAGCGCACACCAGAGCCUGCCCGAGAUGGACUUCGAGCGGGGGAUCUGGGCCGCGGCGCGGGACGGGGACGAGACCCGAGUGCGGCAGCUGCUGGAUCGGCGCGGGGAGCCCGGCCAGACCGACCUGGCGGGGUACACAGCGCUGCACUACGCCAGCCGCAACGGGCACCUGGGGGUUUGCCGGCUGCUGCUGCAGCGCGGAGCCUGCUGCGACGCCCGUACCCCCGGCGGGGCCACCCCGCUGCACCGCGCCAGCUUCUGCGGACACCUCGCUAUCGCCCGGCUCCUGCUGGCCCACGGCGCUGACCCCGCUGCUGCCGAUGGGGACGGCCGCACCAGCCUGCACAAGGCGGCCGAGCAAGGCCACCGGGAGCUGUGUGCGCUGCUCCUGCAGCACAGCCCGGCGCUGGCCGGCGUCGCCGAUGCCAAAGGACGGCGGCCUCGGGACAUGGCUCACCCGGCGGUGCGGGACCUGCUGGGUACCUGAGCGGGGACACGGGAGCCGCCGCGGGACUCCUCUCCAUGGAUAAACAGCGCCUGCGGCACCCAA